AAUAUUUUGCUUUUCAUCAGCUGCUUUCAUACAGGCGGGUAGAGGCUCAUCUACCUCCGCGUCGCGCUCUUGUAUUCUCCUGGGGUCCUUUGAUGUUGCAAUAUGGCUGCAGUUGUAACCAGACACAAGCAUUUCAGUCAAGAAUACCUCAAUACUGAGUCUAAAUAUGUUGUUAAAGAAUACUCCAGCUCUGCGGCUGAAGAGGUGAAAUAUCAAUACCAAACACAGAAGAGAAUCCAGGGAGUGGUGGAUAGGAAGAUGCCUGAAAAAUACAUCCGUGAGGAGUCCAUGAUCAGGGGCCCCAAGUUUUUGGUUAGACUGAGGUCCCACACAGUGUUUGAAAACAGUGCCAUUAAACUUUUCUGCUCGGUGGAGGGAUAUCCCACCCCACACGUCAAAUGGUUCAAGGAUGAUGUCAUCUUGGACAUUUCCUCUGGAAAGUACUUUGUGGAGAACAACGCUGGAUUCCAUGCCCUCACCAUCCUCAAGUGUGCAACUGAUGACACUGCAAUGUACAUGGCAGUAGCCUCAAACUCGCACGGACAGGCUUCCUCCCAGGCCUCCGUCAUUGUGAAGAGGUGCAAGGAGGAAGAGAAGUCCAGUCCUUAUUCCUGGAUGCCUUACCAGUAUGCCAUUUUACCUGAAAUCAAGUACACAAAGAUUAACAUCACCUUCACUGAAAAGUUUGACGUGACUUUUGGAAAAGAAGGCGAAAAGGCCACCUUGACCUGCAAGAUGACCAUUAACCCCAACCUUGCUAACCUGCAACCUGAGGCGCUGUGGUACCGAGAUGAGCAUCUCUUGAAAGAGUCGAAGUGGGUGAAAAUGGAGUCUGGGGGAGGUGUUGCCAAGCUCACGCUUACUCAACUCGCUAAGGAUGAUGAGGGUCUUUACACCCUCCGCAUGGUGACAAAGGGAGGUGAUGCGGUCCACAGGGCUUACGUAUACGUUGAUGAUGGUCCACCUCCAGUUCCUCAAGCUCCCGGAGCCCCAAUGGACAUCAAGAUCCAUGACGCUAAUAGAGAUUAUGUCAUCGUGUCCUGGAAACCUCCUAACACCACCACUGAAGGACCCAUCAUUGGAUACUUUGUUGACAGAUGUGAAGUUGGAACAGAGAACUGGGUGCAGUGUAAUGACUCUCCUAUUAAGAUCUGCAAAUAUCCCGUUCAGGGUCUGUUUGAGGGACACUCUUAUUACUUUCGUGUGCGUGCCGUCAACUCGCGUGGCAUUGGCAGACCCUCCAGAGUAUCUGAGCCCAUUGCUGCUCUGGACCCCACAGAGUUUGAGAGACUUCAUACCACAAAACUUGGUGGUAGACUUGACGUUGUGACUUACUAUGAUGACCUUGAAGCUGAGGGAAAAGCUCCAGGACCUCCCUCUAAAGUCUGCACUUCAGAGACGGACCGAACAUAUGUUGUGCUCAGUUGGGUCCCUCCAGUCUACCAUAGCAAAGCCCCCAUGUGGUAUUACAUUGAGAAGCUUCAAGUCGGAGCAGGAUCGUGGCAGAGAGUAAACACUAAAGUACCCAUCAGAUCACCUCGCUAUGCCGUCUUCGACCUGUCCGAGGGAAAGGACUAUCUCUUCCGUGUGCUAUCCGCUAAUAUGUACGGCAUCAGCGAUGCUUCUGAGCCUACCGAUACCAUAACAACACUUCAACUGAAGGGUGUGCCCUCAGCUCCUGGACAAGUCGUUGCAACCAGGGAGACAGACACCUCUGUUCUAAUUCAGUGGGCACCUCCAAAGGAUCCCAAUAACCUGAUUGGAUAUUACAUUGAUUCUUGCGUGAAAGGAUCUAAGGACUGGACCUCAGCCAAUCACAAGCCCCAUAAGCAGACCAGGUUUGUUGUGCAUGGACUGACCACCGGUGAGACGUAUGUCUUCCGUGUACAAGCCAUCAACGAGCUGGGCCUCAGCGAUGAAUCCCAGGAAUCUGCUCCUCUUUCUGUGAGAAAUGCUCUCAAGUUGCCCUCUUCCCCUUACGACAUCUCUCUUCUGUAUUGUGACGGGGAAUCCAUGGUUCUCAACUGGAAGCAGCCCAUCCAUUCUGGAGGAGCAGAGGUCACUGAUUAUUACAUUGACAAAUUCAAUGUGGCCAAGAAGACGUGGAAGGAGGUCAACAUCCCACCCAUUAAGGAACGCCUGCACAAGGUUGGAGGUCUGACAGCUGGGUCAGUGUAUCAGUUUAGGAUCUAUGGAGGUAAUUUGGUUGGAUUGGGUAAUGCCUCAACCCCAAGCACGUCCUUCAAAUGUGAGGCUUGGACCAAGCCUGAGCCAGGUCCAGCCUAUGACCUGACCUUCACUGAGGUAAGGGAUGAUUCUUUGGUGGUGGAGUGGAAGGCUCCUGUCUACAAUGGGGUCAGUGCCAUCACUGGAUACUUCAUUGAGAAAUCCAGGAAAGGCUCUGAUACCUGGAGCAAAGUCAACGAAAGUUCAGUCAACCACUGCUAUAUCAAGGUCAAGGGUCUAGAGAAAGGCGCAUCUUAUGUGUUCCGCGUACUGGCCGAGAAUGCCAAGGGCAUUGGGAUGGCUUCAACCCCCUCUGACCCUGUGUGUGUCAAAGCACUGCCAGGCACCCAGGAAAUCAAGUGUGGCGUCGAUGAGGGAUCAGGUGACAUUUAUCUCUCUUUUGAGAGCUGCCAAAUGACAGAGACAUCAAAGUUUGUGUGGAAGAAGUCCUACCAAGAAAUUACUGACUUCUCUAAGGGCAUCAUCGUCAAGACAUCAGGCAGCAACUCAACUUUGGUUUUUAAGAACCCAGACAAAGAGGAUUUGGGCACAUUCUCUGUAUCUGUUACACAUACUGAUGGUGCCUCGGCCAGCUACAAGAUCUCAGCAGAAGAGCUGGAGAAGAUGUUGGCCCUCAGCUAUGACAUACGCAAUCCAAUUAUUCCUCUGAAGACUGAACUGGCCUAUAAGAUUCUAGAGAGAGGCCGUAUGCGCUUUUGGCUGCAAGCUGAGGGUAUCUCUUCUUCUGUGACCUACAAAUUCUUUGCCAAUAACAAGGAGCUUGUCAACUGUGAGCAAACUAAAAUGAGUCACGACGCAGCUACGGGCAUUAUUGAGAUGGUGAUGGAUCAUUUCACUGAAGACAGCGAGGGCACUUUCACCGUGCAGAUCCAAGAUGGCAGAGCUAAGGCCCAGUCUUCUCUGGUGCUGAUUGGAGAUGCCUUCAAGGCAGCGUUGGCUGAGGCGGACUACCAAAGGAGGGAGUACAUUCGUGUGAAAGAGGGCCCUCACUUUAUGGAGUUCCUCUCCGUUCAAUAUGGGGAUAACGCCUCUGUCGCUCUUGUUUGCAAGGUGGCUAAUUUGAAGAAGGAGUCUGCGUUUCAGUGGUAUAAAGACAGUGUAGAGGUGAUUCCUGAGGUGCCUGCUGACUUGAACUCAGGAGUCUGCAAGUUCGCCAUUACUCAUUUCUCCAAGAAGGAUGUGGGACUAUAUAAAGCAACCAUCACCGAUGACAGAGGCCAAGAUGUGUCACAGAUUGAUGUUUCUGGCAAAGCUUUUGAUGACAUCAUAAAUGAGCUCAGUCGUAUCUCUGGAUCCAAUGCCUCCGAGUUGUCGAUUCAGUGCACUGCGGAAGGCAUUAUGCUUGAGUGCCAUAUGAAAUAUUACACCGAGGAGAUGAAGAUCCAUUGGAAACAAAAGGAAUCUAAAAUCACUGCAUCAGAAAGAAUGCGAAUUGGUGGCAAACCAGCAAUGGCAACUUUGGAGAUAGUCGAACCUACUGAUAAGGAUAAAGGAAUGUAUAUUUUUGAGAUUGCGGAUGCCGAGAAGACGCACACUCGUACUCUGGACCUCUCUGGACAACUCUACGACAACGCCUACGCAGAAUUCCAGAGACUCAAAGCGGAAGCAUAUGCUGAAAAGAAUCGUGGCAAAGUGGUUGGUGGUCUUCCUGAUGUUGUGACAAUCAUGGAAAAGAAGACUCUGAGUCUGACUUGCACAGUCUGCGGUGACCCCAAACCUCUGGUCAGCUGGUCUAAGAACAAUCAAGAAGUAGAACCCAGUGAUCAGUACGUCAUUGCCAUGGACUCGGGCAAGUUCGCCAGCCUCACCAUCAAAGGCGUAUCCCUGGAGGACUCCGGCAAGUACACCAUGACGGUUCAAAACAAGUACGGUGGUGAGUCGGUGGACAUCGUCGUCAGCGUGUACAAACACGGCGACAAGAUUCCAGAAAUCAAACCCACACCCACGCCCAAGAGGAUCAUGCCUCCCACAGGUCCGAUUGUACUUCCCACCACCAAGGCUGCCACCGCUGCCCCUGCCCCUGCUGCGGCCAAGUCUCCAGCUUCUCCCCAAAACGCCAAAUCCCCCACUCCGCCCCGUGGCAUGAAGUCUCCCACUCCCACUAGGAAGAAGUAAAGGCCCAGCUCUUUCCUCUCAUUUGCCCCAACAGUACAAAGACGACUAGAUUUACAUUUCCACUAAGAAAUAUCAGUAUUUGCAAGGCAGAAAAAUAAGUUUGAGUUUAGGUUUUGGUUUGAUGUAAACAAAAUGCCGCCAUCAUUACACUCAGUACACAUCUUGAUUUCUUUCAGCUGUACACAGAAAUUUACAUAGUUGAUUAUGGGUAUAAAUCAGUAAAGGUGAUGCCAUUUUUCUGAUGUUACAUUUUUUUUCUGUCAGCAUAAUAUGCACAGACAUGUAUAAUAAAUAAUUCAUAGUUUCAUUGCCCUAAAAAGUGUAAAAAAAUUAGCUGCAUCGCAUACUGUCUGUAGAUAAUACAUUUGGUUUGAAACUUACUUCAUGGCCAUAAAUAAGGGUAAUCGUUUGAAUAAGGGUAUUAUGAAUGAAAUUCGGAGUAAUGUUUGACUCUGCGUUGCUGUUCGUUUGAGCAUCCUGACCAGCCUGAUACAGCAACUUAGGCACAACCAAUGGUGUGAGUUAAGGGGGUGGCGGUAUCUGUUUGUCUUACCAAUGACACAGAAUUUACACACUCUUUAAAUACAGCAAGGAAGACAAAACCAACUGAAAUUCAGUAUGCAAAUAAGACUGUCAGAAAUUGGCUGAAAAUUAUCUACAAAACAUCUGUACGAUAAGCGGUUUGGGCUGAACGAAUUGUAAAAGUUUAAUUCUUAGGUUUUGAGGUUUAGAACAAACCCUCAGGGAUGCACCGAUAUUAAAAUUCUGGCUCACACCAAAUAAACUGUUCACUAUUGAUGUUAUAGCUGAUAACCGAAAAAUAGCUGAUAGUAAAAUUCUAUUUUGAGUUAAAAAUGAAUAAAUAAACACUGAAGUAAAAUCAAAAGUUUUUUACAAGUGAAUUUAGGCAUCAUAUUGUAAUUGAAAGUAUGAAAGACUAAAUUGUUAGUGUUAUUAAAAAUUUACUGUAAGUAAGCGUUAGAAGAUGGCAACAUUUACAUAAAAAAUAGAUGAAAAUGAACAUGCACAAUUAGGGGUGCAUUCAGGUUGACUUUUUAAAUGGCUCUCUCUCUUCAGUGGCUUUUUGCCAUUGAUAUGACUGGGGAAAAUAUGUCCCAAUCAACCUGAAUUCAGCCCUACAAUACAUAACCAAUAUUGAUCAAUAAAAUAAAACAAAAAUCUGUCAUAACAACAGAUAUAUUGUGCAUCCCUUCAACAUUAUGCUGCCUUGCAAACAGUAAUUUAACUACAGUGCACAAAUAAUAAUAGUACAAUAGAAAAGUAGUAUUUUCCUCCCAAAAUGCAUCAUUGUGUCGUAAAAUGAGCAAGCAUUUAGUAUUAAAAGAAAGAGAGUAGGAAGUUUGUGUGAAGGAGGGUUGGGCGAGUUAUAUUUAGUGCCACGAGAAAAUGUGCGAAACAGUUUGUCAUCUGGGUUGCCUAAGCUGAGUGGGCUCCUAAUGAUUUUGGCUCCCUUUUGCUUGGGGGAAAAGCUUUGAUGUUAGUUUAUUAAAUAUCUGUUUAAAAGCUGUUCUUUUAGUUAGCAACUGAAAUCCAGAGGCUUUUUUGCUUUCUCGAGUGGAUGGAUGGCCUAAGAGUGCAGGACCUCCACUUAGCCCCCAGCGACUGCCAUGAGCCCAUCAGCGCUCCUCUCAACCUCAUCUCACAUCCUUGCCUUUUUCUUCUAGUAUUGUGUUAAUAAAAGAGUUGGAAAUCA
Molecule: messenger RNA, 6076 nt
Organism: Rhinichthys klamathensis goyatoka
Lineage: Eukaryota; Metazoa; Chordata; Actinopteri; Cypriniformes; Leuciscidae
Gene: myom2b
Product: myomesin 2b
Exons: 36
Coding region: 103-4362 (1419 amino acids)
Molecular function (GO): protein binding
Source: RefSeq, a predicted model, not a curated record